Messenger RNA from Crotalus tigris (Tiger rattlesnake), 480 nucleotides. RefSeq names its product eukaryotic translation initiation factor 4E-1A-binding protein homolog. Gene Ontology annotation, cellular component: cytoplasm. Gene Ontology annotation, biological process: negative regulation of translational initiation. The transcript has a single exon. Bases 1 to 465 code for a protein of 154 amino acids. Gene Ontology annotation, molecular function: eukaryotic initiation factor 4E binding. NCBI's taxonomy places the organism in Eukaryota, Metazoa, Chordata, Lepidosauria, Squamata, Viperidae. The record is from RefSeq and is a predicted model, not a curated record.
AUGAACAGUAACACUGCUCAAGAGACACAAGCAUAUCAUCCACAGAUCAUGAAACUGAGAUAUUGCACCACGCCCGGGGGGACCCUCUUCUCCACCACGCCCGGAGGUACCAGAAUCAUUUACGACCGCAAGUUUCUGUUAGAUCGGCGCAAUUCUCCCAUGGCUCAAACCCCUCCUUGCCACCUUCCCAAUAUCCCAGGAGUUACCAGUCCUGGUUCUGUGACAGAAGAUUCCAAAGUGGAAGUAAAUAAUCUGAACAAUCAUGAUGGGAAGCCUAUAAUUGUUGGUCUCAAAACAAAACCAUCUUCUUGUAAUAUCGACCUUGCUCCUUUGACUAUCAUCUGCUUCCAGAGGGCCUCUUUUGGGGGCACCCUCACCUGUUGGACAUCCAGCGUCUCCCCCAUUGGGGUGCUGACUCUCCGCUUUGUAACAACUGCAUGCUCCCUGUUUAGGGGGAGCUUCUAAUGACAGAAUUUAUUC